Halteromyces radiatus is the source of this 2898-nucleotide messenger RNA. RefSeq lists its product as uncharacterized. Lineage: Eukaryota; Fungi; Mucoromycota; Mucoromycetes; Mucorales; Cunninghamellaceae. The record is from RefSeq and is a predicted model, not a curated record. Gene Ontology annotation, molecular function: nucleic acid binding; 3'-5' exonuclease activity. The coding region runs from base 58 to 2868 and encodes 936 amino acids. The transcript has a single exon. Gene Ontology annotation, biological process: nucleobase-containing compound metabolic process.
UUUUUUUUUAUUUGUUUUCUUCUUUCUUUCUUUAUCUUUUUUUUUUUUUAAUACCAAAUGUCUAUAUCGUUAACAGGACAAAAGUAUUGGGAAUCUACUAUCAAGACUUGUGAAGCUGCUCUCUCUUUAUUAUCUGUAUGUGAAGACCAAGGUUUUUGUUUAGUGGAUGAUACUAUUACUUCUUUACGCAAAUUAGUUCACCAUGGACGUACUUUGGAAGCUAUCAAGAAAUAUCAACCACCAGUACAAACAGCAACAACAACAACAAAACGUGAUCAAAAGAAACAACGAUGGAAGUCUAUACAGUCAAGUACAAACUGGAAUAUCAAAGAUAACUCUACUGUCAUUAUUUCUGUACGCGACCAAUCUCUGAUUACUGCAAAAGCUAUUACUACUGAAGAACAAUUGAAAGCUAUUGUUCCUGAAAUUGAAAAAGCAAGUUGUUUUUCCAUUGAUUGUGAAUUCUUGUCGGUGAAGAAAUCUCAACCUAAACUCAAGGUAUUACAAAUCGCUAUUUCCAAAACUAUUGGUUAUGCUAUUAUCGUAGACUCUUUUCAAGAUAUUGGUAUCAUUCGGGAUAUACUAGGUGAUGUUCUUGAAAAUGAAAAUAUUCUACGUAUUGGAUGGGCUGUACGUGCUGAUGCUCAAGCUAUUGAACAAACUAUACCUGGUAUUCGUCUUGGUCGUAUUUUAGAUUUACAAUCAUUGAUUUAUUCUGAUGCUGUGGAUACAAUGAACCUAGCAAGCGCUAUGACAAAAUAUGCUUCAAAUUGGGAAGGAUUGGAUGAAUUUACUUAUGCAAAGAACAUGGCCUCCUCCUUUAGUUUUAGUGAAGAUGACUGUAUUUGGACUCAAUUUCCUUUGCCUUCUUCUGCUCUUGUUUACGCUGUUUUUGAUGUUGUAUCCUUGUUUGCUCUUUACGAAAAUGUUAGUCAUAUCAAGAUUGAAAAUGUUCAUCACUGGCCCGACAAUAUCAUUUCCAAGUUCUCACCCAAGUCUCUACAAAAAUGGUAUCGUAACCGUGCAUGUCUUGCUGAUUCAUCAGUGGCUCUUUCUGAUGGUGAUAUUAUCAGUUUGACUGAUGAUCAAUCAAAUCAUCCAAUCAUCGACAACAACAACAACAACAACAAACAAUCCGGUUAUGAAUCAUUAAGGAUGGAAGACGAUAUUGACAAUGACAAUGAUCCUGUAUAUUUGGCGGAUUUGGAAGAAGCGAAACGAAGGUCAUUACUACAGUAUCAAGAGAUGAAUGCAAGUUCAAGUUCAGCAUUGGAAUCGACUAGUACAACAACUGGAAAUCUUUCUCCACAACCAACACAAAAUCCUUCAUCCCAAGAAACACUGAAACGCAAUGUGGUUGUCGAUGAAGAAGUUAACUUUGAUACCCUUGACAAUAUCAGCGUAGAUUCCGCAAAUAUCACAUCCGACAAUGAACAUGAUAAGUUUGCCAAGGACAUAUAUGAACCAUCAAGGAAGUUGGCCUAUGAAGAAUUACCAAAAGAUACUUGGGGUGAAAUUGACUCAAACCGGUUGACUGAAGAAAGGUGGCAAUUUGUUACAGACUCAGUAUCCUCAGGCAUUAGCAAAGAUGACAACAACAAUAGCACACAAGAUGAUGGUACUAGUGGCACAUGGAGUUUCAAAGAUAUAGGACAUUCCGAUACCAAAACAACAACAACAACGACAACAACAACAACAACAACAUCAUCAGCAUCAUCACCAACUCCUCGUCAACGAAACAAUAACUGGGGAACAGCAUACUCUGAUUUCAAUACUGGCAUGUUUCGAAACACCGACCCUGAAGCUGAUUGGAAUCUAUUGGUAAAGAAAUCAGGUGAUUCAUGGAAACAAGGCAGGGAUAUGAGGAUGGAAGAAUUAGAUGAAAAUUGCGAAAAGGUAGAAAAGAAUCGUGGUCAAGCUAGAAAAUUCAAUACUACAGCGGGGCCAGCACGCUUCAAUCAAUGGGCUACUACAGGUGGAUGGGAAUCAGUGGAUGAAAAACCAGACUUAAUGCAAAUGCCUUUGACGGGUAUGAAAGCUAGAAAGACAAAUGGACCAAGAACGAUCAAUGUGUUUGACUCAGAUGGUGAUACGGAUGGUGAUGAUGAUGACGACAACGAUAGCGAUGAUCACAACAAAAAUGGUGAUGAUGAUGGAGCAAAUACGAAGGAUUCUUUGGACCAUGGAAGUAGCAACUGGGGUGCAACCAUAGGAGAAACAUCAACAUCAAAUACAGAAGAAUCAGAUACGUUUAGGGAAUAUCUACCAUUGGAUGAUGGUCAAGACAUAGCAUUACAUGAAAUAGUUCGGUAUGAACAAUUGGAAUCCUUGUUGAUCGAAGAUAUUGAUGACCAACCUCUGACGAUUGCUGUAUCGGUUUAUUUCCAUACCACUCAAAAUCUCGUGCAAUACAAGGGAUUAUCAAUUACAACGAAUACUGGUAUCUCUUACUCAAUAGCAUUGGAUCAAGUUAUUUCAAGGAAUUGGCAAUCAUCGAUGGAUUCACGACUAGCUAAAUUAUUGACAGAUCCAACUAUUCAACGGAUCUCAUGGCGACCUGGAUUCUUCCUGGAUGGAUUGAGUCAAAAAUUAGGAUUCAAGAUUGGACCUGUUGCGGAUUUAUCAGCUAGAUUACCCCUGGAAGAAAGAAAAUGGAAAAUGGAUCAAAUAUUGGACAAAUAUCUUGGUAAUUGGCAAGGAUUAUCUCAAUAUCGAAAUGCAAAAAUGGAAGUUGAAUCCAUGGAAAAGGGUAGACUGCGACGAAUGGAUGGAUCAAGUUGGGAUAGACCAAGUUUACAUUAUGCAACUCUUACUUUCUCUGGUGCUCAAGGGGCUAUGUUCCUUGCUUUAAAUCAAAUUCUUACUUAGUUAUAUUAUUAUCUUUUUUUUUUUUUUUUU